This is a messenger RNA of Trematosphaeria pertusa, 1190 nucleotides long. RefSeq names its product WD40 repeat-like protein. The coding region runs from base 109 to 1119 and encodes 336 amino acids. Gene Ontology annotation, biological process: mRNA splicing, via spliceosome. Gene Ontology annotation, molecular function: protein binding. The record is from RefSeq and is a predicted model, not a curated record. The transcript has a single exon. Lineage: Eukaryota; Fungi; Ascomycota; Dothideomycetes; Pleosporales; Trematosphaeriaceae. Gene Ontology annotation, cellular component: catalytic step 2 spliceosome.
CUUACUUUCUCACUUUCACUGCUUGAAGCCGCCAGAAAGCCUUCUCCCGGUGCUUCGGUCCUUACACUAUGCCUUGAAGUCCUUCUCCCUCGCUGUUCCCCUUCUACAAUGCCACCCUUCCCGACAAAGCCCAUCGCCAAACUAACCGGCCACAACGGCAUCGUCCACGCCGUCGCGUACUCCGCCGGCUCUUCUUCCUACAUCCUCACCGGCUCCGCCGACCGCACAAUCCGCCUCUACAACCCUCAAAAAGCCCCUCCUUCCUCCGUCGUGCCCUCGAGCUCCGCCGCCUACCCGCCCGGUCUCAUAAACAAGUACUCCGCGCACGGCUACGAAGUCCUAUCCAUCGACGUCAACGAGGCCAACGACAGAUUCGUCUCAACCGGCGGCGACAAGAGCGUAUUCUUCUGGGACGUGCAGACGGCGCAGACGAUCCGGCGGUGGACGGGGCACGCGGGGCGGGUGAACAGGGGAGUUUUUGGCGGGGACGGGGAUAGCGUGGUAGUCAGUGCGAGUUUCGAUGGGACGGUGCGGAUAUGGGAUGUCAAAUCGAACUCUUACAAGCCCAUCAUGACGCUGGAUGAGGCCAAGGAUAGCGUCUCAGACGUGGCGGUGUUCGACGCGGAGAUAAUAGCGGGCUCGGUCGACGGUAGGGUCCGCAGUUAUGAUUUACGCAUGGGCAUGUGCCAGGUGGACGUGAUCGGACGUCCUGUAACAUCGGUCUCGGUCUCGAAAAAAGGCACAGAGCUGCUUGUUUCUUCGUUGGACUCGACGGUCCGGCUUAUGGAUCGCACGAACGGGCAGCUACUCAAGGCAUACCGGGACGACGCCUUCGUCAACACGGACUUGAGAGUCAGGAGUACACUUGGUCUGAAUGACAGCGUGGUUGUCAGCGGCAGCGACGAUGGAAUGGUGUUUGCUUGGGACUUGCUUGAGGGAGAUUGCCUGCACAAGUUCAAACACUCUGAGAUGAGGGAAGUGCGUGGCAAGGGAGUCGGCGGGAAAGAAGCAAAGGGCAAGAAAGACGUCGUAUCUGCCGUGGCAUUCUGUAAGAGUCGGAAGGAAUGGGCUAGCGCUGGAGGGGAUGGAAACGUGGUUGUUUGGGGGAUGGAUGGGUAGUAGAGGAUUGCUAUUCGUUGUGUAACAUCUUGAGAUACCCCAAUUCAUUUCAAUUCAGGCCUUAUAGUUCU